AUGGAAAAUAAAGGCAAAGAAGACGAGAAGAAUGAAGAAGAUACACAUGACACAGGUGACCAGCCGUUGAGCAGGAAGUCGGAUUACCAUGAGAUAUCAAAAAAUGAUGUCAUUGUAACCACCAAGGAGAGUGACGAUGCGGUAGAUCAAGACGAUGCAUCUGUGAAGAUUAGUUUACGAAAGCCGUCAUUCACUAUAACACCAGGACCUUACAAGUUGACAGACUUUAUCGGCAACAUUAUGCUAGAAAACCCUGAGUUUUUGGAGUCAAAUGGUGCAGAAAUCACGUGUCUGGAAGCAUGGGAUCAGAAUGUCUACAUAGGCACCAGUACUGGCGAACUUAUCCAUAUGUAUCGAGUUGACGAUCGGCUAGGAUACAUACAAAUUUCAAGGCAACGAUUCAACAGCAACAAGGUGAGCUCCAUCAAGAAAAUGCUGCUUUUACCUGAAAUAAGCAAGAUUCUAGUGCUAAGUGGUAGGACAAUGAGCGCCUACAUACUACCUGAGUUAUCACCCGCAAACAUAGGCAGACUUCGUGAUGUAAGCGAUAUGGUUAUUGACUAUGAUACAAUGAAGCUUGAUACCAGAAAGAAGAAUUAUACGAGUGCCAUUAGUCACAUUAACGGUGAGGUCUAUUUGAGCGUAAUGGUUUUCACCAGUAAGUCGAUUAGACUGGUGAGAAUCUUUGAAGAAAGUAUCAAAUUAUUCAAAGAGGUACAUUACGUAGGCUCUGUAACUGGUGUUCAGCGAUCUGCUGUUGCUGCUGUUGCUACGCAGACCAAUUAUGAUCUUGUGGACGUGAAUCAAUCACAGAAGAUACCUCUUUUCCCGACUUGUUCAGGCAGAGGAGAAGAUGGAAACACAGUUUCGCUGAUGCCAUUUGUUAUUCCAGUUGGUAAAAAGGAAUUUCUCAUGGUUUGCGGAGGUCAAUCUGCAGAAGAGCCUGCCGUAGCGAUGGUGGUAAACUCCAGUGGAGACGUUAGUAGAGGUACUAUCCCGUGGAAAAGUUAUCCUGUCUCUGUGGCGGUGGACUAUCCCUAUGUGAUAGCCAUUUUUGAUAACGGUGAGGCUAGUAUUCAUUCUCUACAUAGUCAACUGGAAGUCCAGCGGAUAAUAUUCGAUUCUCAAACGAGUGCACAUGCUUUUGGUGUGAAGUCGGUUUUCCGAAUUUUUGAGAUUAAGGACGCUGAAUUAACUAAAGCGCUAACGAAGAGGCCAAUUAUAUCGCAGAUGACUCCUGAGGAACUAGAGAAAAUUGUCUUAGAGUCGGAUUUGGCCCAAACGAAUUUGAUUAAGUCAUCGUGUCUUCUGUACAAUGCAGAUGGUUCCUUUGUGAAGAUAUUCCAAAGAUAUCCGCAACCAUUAAGAUGGAUUGACUUGUAUAAAGGAGUGAACAAGCAGAGUUUCCAAAAUGUAUUUGAUGAGUUGAUAGAUGAGCUAGAAGAAGAGACGUCUGGUAGAGACUCGACGGAGGGUCAAAUCAUUCUGUCGCUUUUGGCGUUUCUCUCUCUCAAAUAUUACAGUUUUAAUCAGGCGUUCGAUAUAUUGUCAUCGAAUAUGAGUCAUCUGGAUCCCAGACUUGUUAUCUACAUAGUAGAUGGAUCCAAAUAUAAACAGAUAUACGGCUCUGUUUGGGAAUUUGAUGGCUUAAUAGGAUUUAUUGAACAGCUCAAGAUUCAAUAUGCUGCAAACGAGAACGAAGCGCAAGUUUGUGAUUUCAUGCAGUUGUAUCUGAAUGUCUGUAUUGCGUCUCCAGAUACUUUUCCUGAGGGUGACAAAGAAUCCAUUAUGAAAACGAUCGAAAUAUAUCUUCUAAACUUGAGCUUAGAUACCGAAGAUCCUAUUGAUUUGCAUCCAUUGUUGAUGAACUUGAAGUAUGGCUCUCGUGAAGCCAUUGAGAUCUUGCUUCUAAGGAAAAGGUACUAUUUCUUGUCAAAUUUGUAUUCUUCCUUGAAUGACCACGAGCAAAGUCUAUAUUAUCUGAAGGGGCUAAUUACAGGUGAUUUCAACGAUGUCUACUACCAUAAGCAUUUUCCCGAUUUAAGCAAGGCGUUACAAUUUUUGGUGAACUAUCUUCUUGCUCAUUGUUCCGCAAAGGAGAAUGUUGUCAAGAGUUAUCUUCAAUGGCUUUUAGAAGGGUAUCCUGAGUACGGAUUUAAAGUUGUCACUGACAAGCGUGUCGAAAGUAUUGAUUUUAAUGACGUUGGGGUGCUUCAUAGUUUUGAGGAACACGGCAGGUCUGACUUAAAGGCCAAGUAUUUGGAAUAUAUGCUGGGUGUAAAAAAGAAGAAGCAAUUUAGAGGCGAUGUGAUCUUGGCCGUUUUGGAUGAAUUGUUGAACCGACUGCAGAACGAUGAAGGUUUGGUCAAGCAAAUUGAGUUAUGUAUGGACAGGUACAGCAAGUUAAAGGUUCCCAAAAUGUCCUUUCAGAACUUUUGGGCCAUGGAAAAGAAGUUGAAUACGGUUGAUAGUUCAUUUUCUGUGCUUCACAACAAGUUGUAUUCGUAUCUCUCGAAGGUGACGUCCGGUACGGUAUCUGUUUUGAGCCAAUGUUCUGUUCUCGAGAGGUGUGAGAAGGAGAUUGUAGAUACCAAGUACGGUCAGCUACUUCCGUUGAUUAGCAUGAUGAUUCAUUAUAAGAAAGGUGACCUGAAGACGGUUAUUAUUGAGCUAUGUAACCUUGGUGAUUUCAAGACAGCUGAGCAGGUGGCAACUACAUUGGCAUUACCAGAACUAGGCAAAGUUGGGACCGAGGAUGCUGAUACUGAAUCUGAAAGGAAGGAAUCUGAAGAUGCUCAAAAAGUAUCAGAGGGACUUUUACUGCUGAUCUUUGACGUCUACCUAAAUAUGGGUAACACAGAGUUGAUAGAUUCUUUCCUUAGUCACCAUAACCUACUUCAAGAUGAUACUAGGGAAGUCAAGUCGGUAUUAGAGAGAAUGGAUAAGUUUGCUGCCAUUUUACAACGAAUCCCCGACAACUUUCCCCUUCUUCAAUUACAGAACUUUUUAAAGAGAAGUUUGCUAGAAUUCCACGAUUACCAGGAAGUUCUAGUGCUCCAAAAGAGCUUAUAUAGAUCGAGACACUUGCAAAUGAAAGGCAUGAAAGAAAGUCUGGAAGAUAAGUGA
Brettanomyces nanus is the source of this 3126-nucleotide messenger RNA. RefSeq lists its product as uncharacterized. NCBI's taxonomy places the organism in Eukaryota, Fungi, Ascomycota, Pichiomycetes, Pichiales, Pichiaceae. The coding region runs from base 1 to 3126 and encodes 1041 amino acids. The record is from RefSeq and is a predicted model, not a curated record. Gene Ontology annotation, cellular component: cytoplasm; fungal-type vacuole membrane. Gene Ontology annotation, biological process: endosomal vesicle fusion; autophagy; vesicle-mediated transport. The transcript has a single exon.